CCUGACAAUUCCCUUCCGUGUAACAUUAAAGCCCAAAAAGGUAAGGAGCUGGUAUUGUCGCUCCAUAAAAAUACUCUGCCGCCAACUCUUUGGUUUAGUAAAUGCUCUGCGCGCUUCACCAAACCUCCCUUCCCGGCCAUAAUUCAAGAUUCUCAGGUAUUGAGAGUACGUUGCAAGCUGGUUGAAGACGCCGUCCGUAGCCUAGGGUUUCAGAUACCUUGAAUGUAGAGAGAGAUGAUCAAAAGAGGCUGUUUGAACAGAGGCUGAGGGUUUCAGGGUGCGAUAUAAUCUCUGUUUUUUUUUCUCAAGUGGGCAAUGAACUCCAUUUUCCGAGGCAGUGAGAUAGUCUCAAUGGUUCAACUACCAGAAGGAGUAACACCGUUCAUAUAUAUUAAUCAGAAUGACUUUUCAGGCCGAAAAUACAAAAAGCAGAAAGAAGAGGACAUUGCUGUCUGCGAAUGCAAAUAUGAUGCCAAUGAUCCUGAUAGUGCAUGUGGGGAGAGGUGCUUGAAUGUACUGACCAGCACAGAAUGCACGCCUAGCUACUGCCCUUGCGGUGACUAUUGCAAGAAUCAGCGAUUCCAGAAAUGUGAAUAUGCUAAAACAAAGUUGUUUAAAACCGAGGGCCGUGGGUGGGGUCUUCUGGCUGAUGAGAAUAUUAAGGCUGGACGGUUCAUUAUUGAAUAUUGUGGAGAAGUAAUUACAUCAGAAGAAGCGCAGCAAAGGUCCCAAACUUAUGAAGCUCAAGGUCUCAAGGAUGCAUAUAUCAUCUCUCUUAGUUCUAAUUAUUUUAUUGAUGCCACUAAAAAGGGAAGCCUUGCUAGAUUUAUAAACCAUUCGUGCCAACCAAAUUGUGAGACAAGGAAAUGGACGGUUUUGGGGGAAAUAAGGGUUGGAAUAUUUGCGAAGCAAGAUAUUUGUGUCGGAACUGAAUUGGCAUAUGAUUACAAUUUUGAAUGGUAUGGUGGUUCUAAUGUUCGCUGUCUGUGUGGGGCGGUUAACUGUUCUAAAUUUCUUGGUGCUAAGUCUUCUGGUUUCCUGGAGCAUAACCAUGUAUGGGAAGACGGCGAUGACAGAUAUACAGUAGAGAAAAUCCCACUCUAUGAUUCUGCAGAAGAAGAUGAGACUUCAUCAAAGCUUCCCAAAACUACAAGCCCCUUAAAGCCUGAAUUCUUAGCCUUUGGGAAAAAUGAUCACUCCUUGAUAGUGGAUGUUAGUGUGGGAUCUAUAAAUCAGUUGGAGUCCAUUGCUCUCGUUGAGCCACUUUAUUCAUUCCCAGUGGAAAACGCGACAGCAAAUACAGUGAAAACUGAAGUAAAUGAGGAGACUAAAUUGUAUUCACAAGAUUCUCAAAAGUCCUUUCCGCAAAGCAAUAGUGCAGGUCAGAAUUAUCACCCUGGAACAGGCUCCAUCCCAAAGAAAAGAGCACAGCAUAUGCCUAAACAAAAGUCAAAACAUGUUGGCCGAAAGCAAUUUGAUGCAAAACAUGUUGCUAAACUAUUUAAAUCAAAGGAAACACAAGAGGAAGUCCUGAAAUAUGAGGAAGUGAAAAAUGGUGCCACUUUCAAACUUGAUUCCUUAUACGACGAAAUACGUCCUGCUAUUGAAGAACAUGAGAGAGAUAGCCAAGACAGUGUGCCUACCAGUGUAGCGGAGAAAUGGAUAAAAGCCAGCUGCAAUAAAUUGAAAGCGGAUUUCGACCUUCACUUUUCCAUUGUCAAGAAUUUUGUCUGCCCUCCUCAAAAAGCAUCUGAUGAAACAAAACCUUUAGAAGGUGACAAUGAAAAUGAAAAUGAAGUGAAGCAUUGACAAAUUAGUGAUCAUGAAUCAUGAAUGUUUUUUAUUAUUAUUAUUAUUUUUUUCCCAGAUUUAUAAUCGCGGAUGUUACUUUCGACCUUGCUCCCUUUUCGUUUUGCAUUUUAGUUGUUUUGAAGGUAUUUUGAACAUGGUGGUAUCUAGAAUUGUUAAAUUCCUAUAACUGAACUUGAUCAUUGAUUAAGGCAACUAAAUUGAACUGUUCCUGUGUUCUUUACCUUUGUUGAUAAAGAAGGUUAACUUUAUUGA
This is a messenger RNA of Cornus florida, 2064 nucleotides long. RefSeq names its product histone-lysine N-methyltransferase ASHH1. The record is from RefSeq and is a predicted model, not a curated record. Gene Ontology annotation, molecular function: protein binding; histone H3K36 methyltransferase activity. The transcript has 13 exons. Bases 316 to 1809 code for a protein of 497 amino acids. Gene Ontology annotation, cellular component: nucleus; chromatin. Gene Ontology annotation, biological process: regulation of DNA-templated transcription. Lineage: Eukaryota; Viridiplantae; Streptophyta; Magnoliopsida; Cornales; Cornaceae.